CACACACACACACACACACACAACAGGGCUGAGCUCUCCUCUGGAUCUGGAUGCGGGCAUCCUCGGAUUCUUGCUCUUUUAUAGCACAACGGGACAACAAUGGUGCACGCCUCGGUGGCUGAAUCCGUGGCUGCUGGUCGUGUAGUGGACAUGGGAUUGUGCUCAAUGUGACAUUCACUAUAUAGCACGCUGAGUGUUGAGUUUUUAUUGUUCUGUGCGUCCUGUUAAGAGACGCAGAGCAGCGAUUCUCCCGAGAAGAUGUUGAGCCGAUUCAUGAGUGGCAGCAUCAGGAAUCUGGAGCGAGAAUACAGCUGCACCGUGAGACUGCUGGAUGAUACGGAAUAUACCUGCAACAUUCAGCGGGAUGCAAAGGGACAGUAUCUGUUUGACAUCAUCUGCCACCAUCUCAAUUUGCUGGAGAAAGACUAUUUUGGCAUCAGAUAUGUGGAUCCAGACAAGCAACGGCACUGGUUGGAGUUCUCAAAAUCAAUUGCAAAGCAAAUGAAAUCUCAGCCUCCCUUCACCAUGUGUCUGAGAGUCAAGUUCUACCCUCCUGAACCCGCUUCUCUAAAGGAGGAAAUCACUCGAUAUCUUGUCUUCCUGCAAAUCAAGAGAGACCUCUACCACGGGCGGCUCCUGUGUAAAACGUCGGACGCGGCCAUGCUGGCUGCACACAUCCUUCAAGCUGAGAUCGGUAACUACGACCCUGGGAAGCAUCCUGAAGGUUACAGCUCCAAAUUCCAGUUCUUCCCCAAACAUUCGGAGAAGCUGGAGCGCCGGAUUUCAGACUUACACAAGACGGAGCUGAUUGGACAGACACCUGAAACAUCAGAGCGAAAUUUCCUGCAGAAAUCCCAGAUGCUGGAGACAUAUGGUGUUGAUCCGCAUCCAUGCAAGGAUGUGUCUGGGAACCCGGCUUUUCUCGCCUUCACACCGUUUGGUUUUGUGGUGCUUCAGGGAAACAAGAGGGUUCAUUUUCUCAAAUGGAACGAGGUGACCAAACUGAAGUUCGAAGGCAAGACGUUCCACGUAUAUGCACAUCAGAAGGAGAUCAUCUUGACGUACUUUGCGCCCACACCGGAGGCAUGCAAGCACCUCUGGAAGUGUGGAGUGGAGAACCAGGCUUUCUAUAAGCUUGAUAAGUCCAGUCAGGUUCGCACGGUGUCCAGCAGCAACCUGUUCUUCAAGGGCAGCCGUUUCCGUUACAGUGGACGAGUGGCAAAAGAGGUGAUGGAGCAGAGUGCCAAAAUCAAACGCGAACCUCCAGAAAUACACAGGGCUGGCCUCGUGCCAAGCAGAAGUUGUCCAUCCAUCACCCACGGGCCUCGCCUCAGCAGUGUGCCGCGUACGCGUCGGAAAGCUGUGCACAUAUCUAUCAUGGAGGGUCUGGAGUCAUUGCGUGACAGUGCCCACUCUACACCGGUGCGUUCAGUGUCCCACAGCGACUGCUUCAUGCCACGCUCCCGGAGCCAGGCCACAGACCACAGCGAGAGGACUGCGGUGAUCUCGGACGAGGCCUACAGCCCGUCCGACAGCGUCCUGCCCACCCCGGUGGCCGAGCACAGCAUGGAGAUGGCUGUCUCGCGCCAGAUCAACGGGGCGCCCUGCAGCAUUGAGGAGGAGAAGGAGUCGGAGGCGGGCACCCCCCGCGGGGAAGGGGGUGAUUUUGGUGCGGACGGUAGAUCCGCACAGGAGGGCGCUGGGGUGGACUCGGCCCUCAGCGAGGUGGAACAGGUGAAUACAUUUGUCUUAAGUGUCCUGCGUUUGCUCCUUGUGACCAUUGGACUCCUCUUUGUCUUGCUCCUCCUCCUCAUCAUCCUCACCGAGUCAGACCUUGACAUUGCAUUUUUACGUGAUAUCCGCCAGACCCCCGAGUUUGAGCAGUUCCAUUACGAAUACUUUUGUCCCCUCAGGCGGUGGUUUGCCUGCAAGCUCCGCUGGGUGGGCGGGUUGCUCAUUAACAAGUGAGAGUGAGGUCGUAGAGUUCGUAAAGCCCGUUCGAGGGUCUGAGAUGACGGUUAGGACUCCGGAGUGAUGGAGGGCAGCCUCGUCCCAACCAUGAACCCUGCUUCUCUCAUCCUCCUCCUGCAGACACACAGCUUGGACCACUCCUGGUAUCACCAGGCCAGGAUCCUUAUUAUUCUCCUCCACUUUGAGUUAACCCCCCCCCACCCACCAAACCACCUCCUCGUUUCGUUUAUUUUCUCCCGUUUUCUUUUUCUUUUUUUUCUACAAAACCAGAGGAUUUUUUUUUUUCAUUUUUUUUUUUUAUUUCAACUCAUUUCAGGGUAUUUUAUUUUUUCAAAUAACACAAAGGAAAAAAAUCAAAGAACUGAAGAAGUUUAAACAGUUCCUUUUACAGGAACGGAAGAUUUUGUCGCAACAGAUGAACGUUGCCUUCAUUUAUUAUUUAUUGCUUUUAUUAAUCAUGUAUUUGCAUAUAUGAAAAGGAGAAGAUAUGAACAGCAAUCGAGGAAGUUGUCAUUGAAAUGAAGAUGGAAAUGAGUUAUGUUAUAGAGUCGAUCGUCCAAUGCAUUCUCAUCCCAACUUGUCAUAUACUGACACUUUGCCGGACCCCUCAGCAUCACUCUUUUGGCCGCAUUAAACACAUACUUAAUGUUGUGAAAUAAACAACAUUAAGGUUCAGGCAAUAAAUCCACUAUCUUUCCUAACUAGGUUUAGGAAAAAAAACAACAUGGUACUACAAACUACUACGUUUGUACAGUAAAAAUGGAUGAAAGCCUUGUGUUUGUUGGACCCAUCCAUCUCCCGUCCUGCCUGCCUGGUGCGUGUCUUUCCUCUCUUAAAGCUACGUCACCACACUGUCCGGCACACUUUCCCUGAGCGUUUAAUAUUGACGCGGAUGGGUUUAGUUAAUAGAAAGCCCGGUGCAUUUCAUACCAACGCUAAAGGGUGCCUUUAAGCGUCGGUAUCUAACGCCGACGGCCGUGACAAAGUGUCUGUGUUUGACACCCUGGGAAUGAGAACGAGCUGGAUAGUCCUGCUGCUGUGAAGUAUAUGUGAGGUAAAGUAGUAUAAUAUCUUUUGAUAUUGGUUCAUCCCCAUCAGACGUCAACUAGACAAACAGCAGAUUCACCUCUGAAGGGAAUAAAAGUGAAGGUUGAUGAAACAGAGAGCAGACAGGGUGAUUACCAAAUGCCUUUUUGAGAAGAUGUUGAUGACUGAAUUUUGUGGAUUGUUUUAAGACACAAUUACACUUCAGUAAACAACGGUGUACAAAGUAAACCGAUGAAGAACACAGUUGUUUUUCUAACAUUUUAUAGGGAUACAGUAACAUAAACCGAUAGUGUUAUGUGAGAUAGAGAAAUAUUCAUGAAGAGCAAUGAUUCGCUGGCACCAAUAGAUAAUAGUCUAGAUAGAUAUGGUUUUAAUAAUUAAGUACUUUUGAAUGUGCUCAUUUGUUCAGUUGUUCUGUUAUUUCUCCAAUUAAUUUGCAUUUUUUUCAUCAAGUUGAAAUUCGAUGAAUUUCAAUAAUUUCUUUGUAUGAAGAGUUUAUUUUGAUUUAUUUUGGUUUCAUAUCAACCUUGCUCUUAGGUUUAUGUAUCAUACUAUAUUAUUAUUAUUAUUAGAAUAAGAAUAAUGAUGUACUUUUUGUACAAAUUAGUUUGUUUCCUAAUAUAUAUUGACAGGUUUUCCAUGUAUAUUUUAACAGAACUGAAAUGUUAUUUUGUUAUUGAAGAUUAAAUUAUACCUUUUUUAGCGCUGUGUUUCAAGUAAGGUCAGAAGCAUUUAUGGAAAUGUGGAAGUGGGGACUUAAAAAAACAAAAACAAAAAAAAAAAAAACAGGGUUUUUAUCCAGAUCCACUCAACACUGAUCACACCUCUCAUCUCUCCACCAGCAGUGAAUCAGACUUCAGUGUGUGCACAAUUUUAAUGAUCAUUUUAAUGAACAUGUAUUUGUACAGAAUGAAAUCUGGAGAUAUCAUAACACCAACACAAAUACCAAAUAGUCCAAAAGCACAUUUUCAUCUUUAUAACUUUACCAUAUCUUAUUUUACUUGAAGAGUUUGGAGAGGUGACUGCGAGCCUGACCGAUACAGGAUCUUGUCAUUUGUUCGUUGACCUAUGACCUAUCCUCACACUGAAAUUCAUUCAAUUCUAUCGGUCGAUAGAAAAUUAAUUGGCAGCUAUUUUGAUAAUCAUUUAAUAGCCAUAUUUCAAGCAAAAAUGGCAAACAUUUUCUGUUUUUUCCAAUGUGAAGAUUUUCUGAUUUUCUCUGAUUUUUGCAAAUUGAAGAUCUUUCAAACCUAUUUUGAAUAUGUCACCUUGGGUCUCGAGAAAUGAUAAUGGGCAUUUUUCAUUAUUUUCUGACAUUUUAAUGACUGAAAAAUGAAUCAAUUAAUUUAAAAAAUAAUGGGGAGAUUAAAAGAUAAUUCAAUAAUUGUUAUUUGCAGCCCUAAACAAAAUGUUUUGUCCUAAUAAAUUAAGAAUGAACAGUUAAAUGAGCAAACACAACCUCUUUGGUGGAGUUAACAAUUAAGUUUGUAAUGAUGACAUUUACUGAGGUACCUCGUGCAUUAUGUACUUCAGUUACUUCCCCUUGAUUUCCAUACCCGCCAAAAUAAAAGCAGACACCAAUAUAUAUGUGAUAAGCCCAUAUUGGUGAAUAAGAUCUGCCAUUUAGAUUUGUCGGUCAGGCUCUCAACUCUUCUGCCUCACAGCUCCAGGAAGCAAUAACUGCCACAGCUGCUGGAUUCUGGGUAAAAUCUGUUUUUUGUAUUGCGUGUCUACCUCCUGCACCAAGUGCAGGUGUAAGUGUUACUGUGUCUGUAUGUAGGAAUGGAAACAAGGUUCAAGGUGGUUGUGAUGAAGGUUUAGAUGGAGAGGAGUAAAGAAAUAUUUUGCAAAAGGAAACUUAGAGGAAGAAUAAGAGAAAGGAAAUGAGAGAAAGGUAGAAAAGAUUGAUUUAAAAAAUUGGGAAUGGGAGGCACUGACUCAUGACUCUAAUAGCUGUACAGGGUUGCUUGUUUUUGACCUGCUAUUUCAAACGCCACACUCUCAUACCAGCACCUGCAGCUGCUCCCCGACGGUGCUACCUUCUUCGUUUGCUCCUGUGUAAAUCCGAGCGGCUAAAUUGUAGUCCUGACCACAGAGUAGCACGCACUUUGGCGUUGUGGCUGGAUCCACUCCUGUAGCUCAUUAUCCUUCACUAGUUAUCUGUGGUGGAAGGAGCAGCACUGACAUUUCCCAGCUAGAGGGAAUAUCACAUCAUUAGCUGGCAACUAACCGGUCAUACAUACAGUGUAGGAGCUUGUUUAUGUCAAGUUAAUCAUGUGUAACUCGGAUACAUCCAGUAAAUAGCAAUGCAAAGAUGAAGCACAUUUUCCUAACGGGGUGGAGCAGGGUGGGCGGGUUGACUUUUUUUUUUUAUGUAUACAUUCAUACUUCAUAUUUAUUACUUCUUUACUGACGUAAAAGGUCAACAUGACCGGCCAGUCCAGCCAGGCUGAGUUGUUAGCAGGACAUCUUUUAAAGGUCAGUCUGCGGAAGGUGUUUCUCAUACAUCUAUCAGCAUUAUGUAGCUUCAGUGGUCUCUCUGAACAUGCAACAAUUACAAAAGAAAGAACAAGGCAGCAUUAUUCAAGGAGCAAUAAUCAGCUGUAAGAGCAAAAAGAUUUACAAACGUGUGUAAAAAAAAAAAUCCAACAAUGAGUAAGUCAAAUAUGUCCUUUCUGUUUCUAGACAACCACGUACCAAAUUGUUGCUGUGCCGACUCUAACGAUGACCACUGAGACACUUAAUUACUGUUGCAUUCAUUAAGAACAUUUUAUAAAAAUCAGUUUUUCCUUA
Molecule: messenger RNA, 5811 nt
Organism: Sebastes umbrosus (honeycomb rockfish)
Lineage: Eukaryota; Metazoa; Chordata; Actinopteri; Perciformes; Sebastidae
Product: FERM domain-containing protein 5
Exons: 14
Coding region: 259-1968 (569 amino acids)
Cellular component (GO): cytoskeleton
Source: RefSeq, a predicted model, not a curated record